Balearica regulorum gibbericeps (East African grey crowned-crane) is the source of this 1640-nucleotide messenger RNA. It is a transcript of the gene DNAAF4, whose product is annotated as dynein axonemal assembly factor 4. NCBI's taxonomy places the organism in Eukaryota, Metazoa, Chordata, Aves, Gruiformes, Gruidae. Gene Ontology annotation, biological process: inner dynein arm assembly; outer dynein arm assembly; determination of left/right symmetry. Gene Ontology annotation, molecular function: nuclear estrogen receptor binding. The record is from RefSeq and is a predicted model, not a curated record.
UUGCGCGGCGUUCGAGUCACCCCCGCCAACAUCUUCUGCACUGACCAGUACCUGAAGGUAAGCGUCCCUCCCUUUUUAUUUGAAGCCAUUUUAUAUGCUCCUAUUGAUGACACAAAUAGCACAGCAAAGAUUGGAAAUGGAAUCAUUUUCUUCACUUUGCAUAAAAAAGAAGUGGCCAUGUGGGAUUCCCUCACUCUAGCAAAUGCUGACAAGGAGAAACUGCAAUAUCUAAGAGAGAAUGCUGUUCUAAAAGCCCAUGAGAAGGCAAAAGAGGAGACAGAAGCAAAAAAAGUUACAAAACAGGAACACAAAAAAUAUGCUUUGGAGGCCACAAUGAAGCUAGAAGAGGCAGAAAGAAAAAGAAUUGAAAAUCUGAAAGAAAAGGAGCGGCAGAAAGUCACUAAGGAGUUGGAGUUAUGGAAGAAACAGCAAAAAGAUGCUGAGAAACAAAAGAGGGUACAAAAAGAAGGGGAACUAUAUCAAGAAGUAGAACAAUCAAAGGAGAAGAAAAAGGAAAAAAUGAACAAAACUAGGAUUCCUAAUGAAGGAACUUCUAAGAUGGGACUCAAACCUACUAAAGGUCAUGGUUCCUACAGUAUGUUUUCAGAAAAUUUAAAGGAAGAACAGUUACCAGCUCCUCGAUCUGCUGCUACAAUUAAAAUCAACUUUACAUCACGAGCGUUUCCUACAGCUCUGCGAGAAUCUCGCAUCGCAGAAGAGGAGGAGUGGCUACGUAAACAAGCAGAAGCUCGAAGAACAAUAAGUGCUGAUUUGUCUGAGCUGGAGGAUUUAAAAGAAGAGGAGAAGAAUCCAGAUUGGUUAAAAGACAAAGGAAACAAAAUGUUUGCAACGGGAAACUAUCUUGCAGCUGUAAAUGCAUAUAACCUCGCAGUGCGGCUCAACAAUAAGCUUCCCCUACUGUAUCUGAAUCGUGCUGCUUGCCACCUUAAACUGAGAAAUUUACAUAAAGCUAUUGAAGAUUCCUCUAAGGCACUAGAAUUGCUGACACCACCUGUUCCUGAUAAUGAGAAUGCUCGAGUAAAAGCAUAUGUGAGACGCGGAACAGCGUUUUGUCAGCUGGAAUUAUAUACUGAAGGUCUCCAGGAUUAUGAAGCAGCUCUCAAGAUUGAUCCUAAAAAUGAAACUAUAGAAAAAGAUGCUGUGAAGAUUCGACACCUAAUUCAAGGAACAACACAAGAUUCUUAAUAAAAAAAACCCUAAGCAAACAAAACUUUUUGGAGGGAUGCCUUUUGAGGGCAUCAGAAGGAAUCUGAAUUUUCUUCAGUAUGUUGUUAACAUUUUCCUGUUUCACUGAAAGCACCUAUGGAAUUGGUAAAAGAUGGGAUAUAUGAAUUAUUAUUUUUUUAAAGUAUAGUAUUAUAACAAAUAUGCUUAGAUAGAUUUUUAUAUCAUGUUGCUACUUGUGGUCAUGUUUUUGCUCUUUGAGAAAUAUUGGUGGGAUGAAUAUUAAAACAUGCUUUUGGUACUUGAUUUAAAGUUACUCAUAACUAAAUGAAAUAUUUGUCUGGAAAUACCUACUGAAUCUAGACAAUGGGUUUUCAAACAACUUCAGUAGCUCCAUAUAGUCAAUACCUAUUAACUUCUUAUCUUUCUGUUCUCCACCAAAGCUGAAACAGUUA